AUGGUCAGCCUGCGGCGCUCGACGCGCGUCGCGACCGGUGCCGAGGAGAUCAAGGAGGAAGGAAGCGAGAAGCGUGUGCGCGCCAAGGUCUCGGUCAAGUGGCCGCAGCAUGCCGUAGAGCUCAAGGCGGCGGACGCCGAGAAACUCGGCGCGGUGCUCGAGAGCGUCGCGCCGCACCUGCUGGAUACCAAGUCGCCGAGCCUCGCGCGGGGGACGCUGCGUGAUGCGCUCAAAAACGGCACAUCGCUGCAGGCGCUCGCGCAGCAUGCCACGCACCUGACGAACGCCGAGCACGGGCCCAAUGUCCGCCUCGACGCGUCGGCCCACGCGUCGCUCCUCCUCCUCCAGCACUUUCUGAUCGAGCUGGCGGGCGAGUACGAGGAGAAUCCGUCGCGCCCCGUAAACGAGACGAAUACCUAUGCGCUGCACAUGCGCCUGCCGAUGGGCGAGUACUUUACAAACGCGGUGCGCCUCGACGAGGCCAAAGCGCAGGCGCUUGACGCGGGCCACGCCGACGUCGUCGCGAUCGCGCCGCCGAUUGGACGCGCGCCGCCGCCGACGUUCGGCGAGCGCAUCCCGCGGGGCACGCGGCUGAAGAACAAGAUCCCGCAGACCGAGCUGCGCCCGACCUCGUUCUUGUCGUACGGGCCGUACUGCUCCUCGUUCGGGCCCGCGUACGACUCGGCAGGAGCCGCACUCGACGUGCGCUCCACCGAAGAGGUGUGGCAAAGGCAAAAGCAGCGGCGCACGUCGCUCAGUCGCCGCUGGGGUGCGCCGCUCGCCGCGCGCGCCGAAGCCGCGUUUACCGCGCCGCCAAAAGACGAGGCGCUGCCCAAGGUCGCGAGCGACACGCUGGCCGCGGACGCCGCCGCGCUCGACCCCGCGCUCGACGCCGAGCUCCUGGCCGCGGGCGUCGCGCACCUCGAUGCGGACGAGGAGCUGGCAGCGAAUGCCGAGCUCCUCCACGAGCUCCAAGAGCUCCAGUGGCUGCGUGUGCGCAUGGACUAUGCGCAGCCGACGCAGCACGCGGCCGUCGGCGCAGAAGAGCAGGCGGUCGCGUCCGAGCUGCUCGCGUCGCUCGUGCGCCUCUUGCUGCGUGUGCCGCCGCGGGCGGUCGCCGAGGCUCGGACGGCGCCGCUGCUGAGCCGUUCCGUCGCGGUGCUCGCGCACUCGCUGCAGGGCACCGGCGCCUUUCAGCAGGGCUACUGGGGCACGCUUCCCGACGCAACGUUUGGCGUGCAGUCGCGUGCGUACCUCAACACGGCCGCCGCGAAUGGGCAGCAGCAGACGACGUGGGGCGCGCUUGUGCGUCCGCGUGUCGUGGCCGACAAUGCGACGGUGCGUUGGGAGCAAGGCAGUGCGCCCGGCGCGCUUGCCGCUGCGGCCGUGUCCCUCGCUGCGGCGCCGGGCGAGACGGUGCAGCGUGCGUUUGCCGCGCCGAGCUAUGCGCGCCCGCCCCAAGUCGGCGCGUACUCGCUCGGGGCGUAUGCGGCGAACCACCAGCCGUAUCCGCGCCCAGUGUAG
Molecule: messenger RNA, 1524 nt
Organism: Malassezia japonica
Lineage: Eukaryota; Fungi; Basidiomycota; Malasseziomycetes; Malasseziales; Malasseziaceae
Exons: 2
Coding region: 1-1524 (507 amino acids)
Source: RefSeq, a predicted model, not a curated record